UCGUUUCGGCAUGGAUUAUAUCAUCCAUGGUUCGGGCCAAUGCGAAUGUGACAAGUUUAUAUCUUGAUUGAGGAUUUGAACGAAAGCAUUAUUCACGUGAUAGGGGAAUCCCCAGGAAAAGGAACUUCGAUGAUAAACGCUUGACUUGCAACUUACUGACUGUAUUCAACUUCUUCCUGCUUUGCUUUCGAUAUACUUCUUCUUGCUGUUUUCUAAAAUGCCCAACACGAGAGCCGAAGAAAAUAAUGGAUUUGGACCUCUUUAUAAACCUCGAGGUUACGGAUCAAUUUUUGCCUCAGCGUUCAUUAUUUUCAUAUAUCUGGCCUUCACUCUCUUUCUCGAGAAGUCAAAUACGAGACAAUCUUGGAAUGUCUACUUGUUUGCAGUUGGUUUCUCCUUCCUGGCACUCCUGAUCGGUGAAUUGAUUCGUCGGUUUUGCCUGUUCACUGAGGAAUAUCGCCACCUUGAUGCACGAUAUGAAGGAAGUUUCAAGAAAGCUGGCCGAGCGUUAUUUGGUUUCAGUAAUAAUGCUCUGGUAUGUGUGCUUACAUGCAUCGCAAUCAUUAUCGCUGGAGUAUUCUGCAACGAAAACGACUGGGCAUCGUUUAAUCCCGACUAUGUACGUGUCUUUUUCCUAAAUGCCGUGUUUAUGCCCAUCUUCAUCUACAUUGUUGGUUUACGUGAUCCCUCGACAGUGGAAUAUUCGCAGAACAACGAAAAGCAAAACAAGAACUUGGCUGAUGGUCUUGCAUGGAGCUUCUACUUUGGCUAUCUGAAAUUUGUCUUACCUGCCCUGAAAGGACAAAUUAAUGAAUCUGAGAAAUACCGCUUUGAAAUUGAUGUCCAAAAACUCUUUAUUAUCCUGCCUAAAAAUUGUCAGGUCUUUGAUAAAAUUUCAAACGAAGACACAGACCCACAAAAGCUGAUAAAAGACGAGGAGAAUCUCCCACCACUGAGGAAAAAUAGGGGAGGUAUCCAAGACCGCAUUUACAGGCAUACAGUGCACAGCAUAACAGAGAGAAAACCUGGUGGCAAAGACAAGAAACAUUACUGUGUGAUGGAGUACGCCACUCCCCUCAUGACACUCUUUGAUAUGUCCGAUGAUCGUAAUGCUGGGCUGAGCAGGGAAGAGAGAGACCAACAAGUGGUUCUGUUUAUUAGCAAGUUAAAGCAGAUCCUUGAUGAAGACAAAGAAUGCAAAGGCAAAUAUGAGCUUGUUACAUUCUCUGGAGAAGCUGGUCAAGACCUUGCAAAGAUUAUGAUUGAUAAUUUGAAAAACCCUGCCUUAGAAAUGGAACAUCAUCAGGGAUGAAAUAUGAUCCUGUAAAAAGAGAGGGCAGUGAAGAGAAAUUAGCCCCUCUACCUUUAGUUAAACCCAAUUUAAUAACAAUCUGAGCCCCUGAUAUUGAAAAUGUUGUCAUUAAAAGUAUUUGGAACAUGAUAAACUAGUAUGGAUUUGUAAUAUCUAUAUAGGUUUGUAAUAAUUAUCUAAAACUAGUAUAAACUUCAGUGAUAUCAUUAAAUACCCAUACUCUUGGGUUUUUUUUAGUAGUAAAAUCAAAAGAAAUUUAUGGUAAUGUUUGUAAGUUAUAUCAGAGUUUUUCUUAUAGAUAUACAUUAGCUACUUUGGAAAUUUGAGUAUAAAAAUAAAAUUUAUGUAUGCAUGUAUCAGGGGCAGAUCCAGGGGGAUUCUGUGGUGUACAUUCCUUCAUUAGUACACCCUCCCUCCCCCCCUUAAACAUUCCUAGAUCAACUUCCGUGUAUGUAGUAACUCUGGAUGAAAAAUAAAUUAAUAUUUGGUUAAAAAA
Molecule: messenger RNA, 1808 nt
Organism: Actinia tenebrosa (Australian red waratah sea anemone)
Lineage: Eukaryota; Metazoa; Cnidaria; Anthozoa; Actiniaria; Actiniidae
Product: stimulator of interferon genes protein
Biological process (GO): innate immune response; positive regulation of macroautophagy; positive regulation of type I interferon production
Cellular component (GO): autophagosome; endoplasmic reticulum membrane
Molecular function (GO): cyclic-di-GMP binding; 2',3'-cyclic GMP-AMP binding
Source: RefSeq, a predicted model, not a curated record